CUGCUCCAACUGGUAACCCGCUCCCACCUGGAGGGGUUUCACUACCGCCCUCGCAUCGACAAGGAGCUGCUGGAACAGCACCGGCAGGGCCUCAUCUGUCUGUCAGGCUGCGCUUCGGCGGAGGUGCCCACGCUGCUGGCCGACGGCAACUACGACGCGGCCCGCGAAAAGGUGGGUUGGUAUCGCGAGCUGUUUGGUCAGGACUACUACCUGGAGCUGCAGCACCACGAGCACGUCCCGCAGCUGCCCGCCAUCAACGAGAGCCUGAUCCGCCUGAACAAGGACACCGGCAUUCCACUGCUGGUGACUAACGAUGCCCACUACGUGCGGCAGCGCGAACACCAGUUUCAGGAUGUGUACAUCUGCAUCCAGACCGGCACCAACGUCCACGACGAAAAGCGGCUGCGGAUGGAGGAUUCCUCCUAUUACAUCAAGUCGCCCGCCGAGAUGGCCUCCCUGUUUCCCCAGUUCCCGCAGGCGCUGGACAUCACCGGGGAGGUUGCCCAGGGAUGCAACGUGUCGCUGGGAUUUGGGCAGAUGCACCUGCCCAGGUACAACACCCCCAACAACGAAGAUGCUGACGCCUAUCUGGAACGCAUCUGCUGGGAAGGGUUCCGGAAACGCUACGGCAAUAAUCAUGAGGAAGCCCGCGUCCGCAUGGAGUAUGAACUGGAGGUGGUGAAGCAGACCAGCUUCGCCAACUACUUCCUGGUGGUCUGGGACAUCAUUUCCUUCGUGCGUCAGCAGGAAAUCCUGUUCGGCGUGAGGGGUAGCGCGGCGGCCAGCAUCGUUCUGUACUGCCUCGGCAUUACCGAGAUUGACCCGCUGGAAUACCGCCUCGUGUUCGAGCGUUUCCUGAACUUCGAGCGCAAGGAAAUGCCCGACAUAGACAUGGACUUUCAGGAUGACCGGCGCGACGAGGUGCUGCGCUAUGUCAUUGACCGCUACGGCAGCGACCGGGUGGCCCAGAUCAUUACCUUCGGAACCAUGGGCCCCAAGGCGGCGCUACGAGAUGUUGGCCGCGGGUUGGGGAUGAGCUACGGCGACGUUGACCGGGUGGCGCGCAUGGUGCCCAAUCGCUCCCGAACACUGUCCGAUGCCCUGGCCGCCAACCCGGAGUUGAAGCAAACCUACGAAAGCGACCCCGCGAUGCAGAAUCUGGUGGACAAUGCGCAGGCCCUGGAAGGUAUCGUCCACCACGUUAGCACCCACGCCGCCGGCGUUCUGAUUGCCGACGAACCGCUCACCGAAACGGUGCCCCUGCAACGUCCGGCCCGCGGCGAUGAAAACAGCCCGGUGAUGAUGACCCAGUUCUCCAUGGACCCGGUGGCCAAGCUGGGCCUGCUCAAAAUGGAUUUCCUGGGCCUCACCAACCUUACCAUCCUGGAUCGCACCAUCAAGCUGCUUGACGAAGAGCGUGGCAUACGCAUCGACCUGGGCCGGCUGGGGCUGGACGACGAAGAAGCCUACGAACUGCUGGGCACCGGCAACACGUCCGACCUGUUCCAGUUGGAAUCAGCCGGUAUGCAGCGCUACAUCAAGGAGCUGAAACCGUCGAACCUGGGCGACAUUGCGGCCAUGAUUGCGCUGUACCGCCCCGGGCCUAUGGAGCACAUCGACCGGUUCAUCCGCUCCAAGCACGGGCGGGAGGAAGUCACCUACCCCCACCCCAGCAUGAAGGAACUGCUGGACGAAACCUACGGCGUCAUCGUCUACCAGGACCAGGCAAUGGGCAAAAAGAUUCCCGCGUUGAUGGCCGAGGAACGGGACCGCUUCGUGGCCGGCGCCGUUGCCCAGGGCUACACGGAGAUGAUGGGCACCGAGAUUUUCGACCUCAUCGAGCCCUUCGCCGGCUAUGCGUUCAACAAAGCCCACAGCGUCAGCUACGGCCUCAUCUCCUACUGGACGGCCUAUUUCAAGACUCACUACGCGCUGGAAUACAUGGCCUCGGUGCUGAACUGCCGCCUCGACCAUGCCGACCGGUACGUUGCGUCCAUCAACGAAUGCACGCGAAUGGGCAUCACCAUCGGGUUGCCCGACGUGAACGCAUCCGGCGUGCUCUAUACCAUCGACAAGACGGUGGACAAGUCGGCCGGCCUGGGCCAGCUGCGCGUCGGUUUGACGGCGGUUAAAACCAUUGGCGAGGGCGCCGUGAACCCAAUCGUCGCCGAGCGGACGGCCAACGGUCCCUACACCUCGGCGCUGGCCAAGGCCGGGGCGUUCGACUCGCUGGCGCCGCGGGCUGCCGUGGUGGGCGCGCUGGAUCGCAUCUGGGCGGUGGCACAGCAGGAGACCCGGAACCGCAACUCCGGGCAGUUCGGUAUGUUCGGCAACGAGCUGGACAGCAACUCCGGCGGUACCCUGCUGGAACUGGUCACCAAAUCAACCUGA
This is a messenger RNA of Geodia barretti, 2391 nucleotides long. Lineage: Eukaryota; Metazoa; Porifera; Demospongiae; Tetractinellida; Geodiidae. The record is from the annotation of a GenBank genome assembly.